This is a messenger RNA of Anarrhichthys ocellatus (wolf-eel), 4319 nucleotides long. RefSeq names its product supervillin-like. Gene Ontology annotation, biological process: actin filament severing; barbed-end actin filament capping; actin polymerization or depolymerization. NCBI's taxonomy places the organism in Eukaryota, Metazoa, Chordata, Actinopteri, Perciformes, Anarhichadidae. The transcript has 14 exons. Gene Ontology annotation, molecular function: phosphatidylinositol-4,5-bisphosphate binding; actin filament binding. Gene Ontology annotation, cellular component: actin cytoskeleton; cytoplasm. The record is from RefSeq and is a predicted model, not a curated record. Bases 1820 to 4183 code for a protein of 787 amino acids.
GUGUGUGUGUGUGUGUGUGUGUGUGGUGGUGUUGGUAGUGGUGGUGUUGGUAGUGGUGCUGUGUUUGGGUGUUUCCCUUAAAAUCAUGGUGACAGUGUUCUCUAAUUCAUCACACCUUCUUCUCGUUGGGUUUCAGAAUUAUGUUAAGGAUGUCUCUCACACACUGGAUGUGCAGUCUGUGUGUCUAAAGUGUGUUCUUCUCUAAUCGUCAUAACGUUUCCAGAGAUAAUUCGUUGCUAAUGUGAGCCAUGUAUGAAGGCCAGAGUAGGACUGUAAUCCUUAUCCUUAUCGCUCUCCAUGUCGGGGCAUAUCCUCGUAAUAUUUCUGUGAAUGCAGUUGUUUAAUGACACAGAAGAGUUUAUUUUCCUAUAAUGCAAAUAUUACGCAUGAGGGAUUUUUUGUGCGUGUUUAUUGUCUUAUGGUAAUAUCAAACAUCUACACACCCACACACAAGCCCACAUGUGUAAAGACAAAUUAUAAUAAUCAUAAUUAUACAAACGUAAAAUAGCAAACAAAUAUAUGAAUAUUAAAAAAAAAUGCAAAUAGAUAAGAUAACAGAAAGGCCAUAGCACAUGUUUAUAUAGACUAUAAACUGAAAUAAAAUGCAAUUAUAAUUAUCAAAUUCCAGUUUCCUUAGUUGGCCUCUAUAAUGUUUGUAGUUGUCUUUUGUUUUUAAUAUGUCAUAUAUUCUGUAAAAGGUAUAUUCAAUAUAGAUUUUACUUAUCGAAAAUGUGCAUUCCAAAAUGUAUCCAACAUUACAAAAGGCACAUUACGUUGCAGACUUUAUAAUCCCCUCUUAUUAGUAAUAUUUGAGAUCGCAUUUUUUAAGGCUGAUUAUCAUGUUCAAGCAGACUCAAUUUCUCAAGAGAAAACAUACAAACUUUAAGCUGGACUAAUCAAUAUUUUAUCUGAACAAUGGAUCAAAUGAUGUGAUGUAUUAUGUGACAGGAUAAGAGGAUUAUCAACCAGCGCUCCGGUUUCCCUCUGAUAGACCAACUAUGCUGGACUGAAACAACAGACAGAGUUAGCCACUAGCUGGUGAUCAUAGUGGAGCAUUUAGCAGCUUAGAACUUUUUAAUAAUUCAAUUAUUGCUGGUUUAAAGUAAAAGGAAUUUUGUGUUCUCUACCAUAAUUACACACCUGGAAAUCAUUAAGAAGGGCAUUACAGUUUAGACUAAAUGUAACUAAACAGUGACAUGAAUGAAAAAAGUGAUUUUCAUUUUGUUAUUUUGUUCAGUGAGUUUCAUAAAGUGUCAUACAUUUUAGGGACUUGUGGGAAAUGAGAUUGAGGUAUCUUGACUUUUAGUUCCUAGCUUGGGUAAAGCUCUAAGAACACUGCAUCCUACACUUCCCAGAAUGCAUUGCCCACCUCUUUCUAACCUUACACCGCUUGCUUAUUACACGGGCCUCCUGUUAUAAAUGUGUGGUCUCCAAGCUCAAGCUGAGAUAACCCUGACGUUAUCACUGUGACAUCACCGGAGGUUAAUAGAAUCUUUGGAACGCCCCUUUUUAAAUACUGCGUCCUCUCUCCAUGGCUGUGUUUCUAUAGGAGACUUUCUCUCCUCCUCCUGAGCCUCCUCCCCGCUCUCCAUCCCCCGAUGACUCGGCCAGCCAGGUAGGAAGCCGCAUCAGCUCCUGCUGCACGCCAUGCUCGCCCUCUGCUUUGCUUCCCCACCCCCCCGGCUACCUAACUAAGCUCUGAAAUGCAAACCCCCUUCGUUUUAACACGCGUCUUCCCUGAAACAGAGAGUGAGGGUUUGCAGAAAAGCUCUUCAGCCAUAAGUGUGUGGUCCUUUUUUUUGCCCCCUCAGCUGCAACCAUGCUGGCAUGGCGUGUGCACGUUAUGCUCACAGUCCUUUCACAGCCGCCCUGCUCCUCCGCACCUCUAAAACAUCCCCUUCCUGAAGCUUCAGCACUUCUGCCCGCGGGGUCAGCAUGGCGGCCCCCUGUGGCAUCCGGUGCUUGUGCAGAGCUUGGACAUUUUCUACCAUCUCUUCAACCUCCAUUCUCUAAACCCUCAUCCUUUCUUACCUUCCUCAUCCCACGCCUCUGGUUUGUGAAGACCAUCAGAUCGCCCAGACCCACGCGGGUGGACGAGAGACACCCCUGGAGACGAAAGAGACUAGCUGAGGCGGAGAUAGAGUGCCAGGGGAUCGAGGCUCAGAUGUCCAUCCAGGAGAGGAAGCGGCUGAUCGUAGCCCAAGAGGAGGCCUGGAAGACGAAAGGCCACGGAGCCGCCAACGACUCCACCCAGUUCACAGUGGCCGCUCGCAUGGUGAAGAAAGGGUUGGCUUCCCCAUCAGCCCUCCAGUCGCCUCUGUCCCCCAAACCCAAGAACAGCAGCCUUGCCAUCUCCAAACCUCAAGAAGACAUGGAGAUGUCGUCUGAUAUGGAAGAGAUCAAGGCCGUGCCAGAUCUGAACCUGGAGUCAGACAUGAAGCUGGAAAAACUGGAGUCAUUCCUCGGCAAGCUCAACAGCAAAGUGUCUGGACUGCCAGAAGCAACCAUCACAGUCACACAGAAGGAGGUGAAGGAGGUGAUGGCCCUCGAGGACGAAACUUUUUCCAAGUUCUACCGCCAAGCGGAGGAGCACCCCGCCACCACCAACAAGGUGGAGAUGGACUUCGACGACUUCGAUGCCAUCUUCGGCCCCCAGGUGCCAAAGCUGACCUCGGAGAUGGAGCAGCACAAGCGGGCGGUGCGCCCGGCGCGUAACGUCCAGUCGUCUAGGAACCCUCUGAAGAUGCUGGCCGCCAGGGAGGACAUCAGACACGAGUACACGGAGCAGAGGCUCAACAUCGGCCUGCUGGAGAGCAAGAGGAUGAAGGCUGAGAAGAUGAACAAGAACUCCGGUUUCUCUGACGUGGCUCUGGCCGGUCUGGCCAGCAAGGAGAACUUCAGCAACGUCAACCUGCGCAGCGUCAACAUCUCUGAGCAGAUGUCCAACAACAGCGCCGUGCCUUACAAGAAACUCAUGCUGUUACAGGUCAAAGGCAGACGGCACGUCCAGACCAGGCUGGUGGAACCCAGAGCGUCCUCCCUGAACAGCGGCGACUGCUUCCUACUUGUCACACCACACCUCUGCUUCAUCUGGACCGGGGAAUUCGCCAACGUCAUCGAGAAGAACAAGGCUUCAGAGUUAGCAAACUUCAUCCAGAGGAAGAGAGACUUGGGUUGCCGAGCCAACUACGUCCAGGACAUCGAGGAAGGUGUCGGCACGCAAAGCCACACUGCCAAGGACUUCUGGAAGAUUCUGGGGGGGCAGUCGAGUUAUCAGUCUGCAGGAACACCAGAUGAAGACGAGCUGUACGAGGGGGCCAUUGUGGAGACGAACUGUAUCUACCGCCUGAUGGAUGACAAACUGGUCCCAGAUGACGAUUUUUGGGCCAAAGUGCCUCGCUGUUCCCUGCUCAACCCCAAGGAGGUUUUGGUGUUUGACUUUGGCAGCGAGAUGUACAUAUGGCACGGAAAGGAAGUGACACUGGCACAGAGGAAGGUGGCCUUCCAGCUGGCAAAGCACCUGUGGAACGGCACCUUCGACUACACAAACUGUGACAUCAACCCGCUCGACCCGGGGGAGUGCAACCCUCUCAUACCCAAGAAAGGUCAGGGUCGACCUGACUGGGCCGUGUUCGGCAGGCUGACUCAGCACAACGAAACCACCCUGUUCAAAGAGAAGUUCCUGGACUGGAGCGACUCCAGGAAAACACCGAGCCCUGCAAAAAACGACCACAUCGCCGAUCAGAAGGAGCAGUCCACCUCCGAUCAGCCCCGUGCCUACGACGCCUCCCUGAUGCUGCCCGUCCAUCAGGCGCCCGUCUGCACCAGACUGGAUGGGUUCGACGUAGGGCGGGGCUACGGCCUGGUGGAGGCCGAGGAGUGGCGCAGCUACGAGAUCAGCACGCUGGCGGUGGAGGUGUGGCACAUCCUGGAGUUUGACUACAGCCGCCUGCCGUGCCAGAGCAUCGGCCAGUUUCACGAGGGCGACACAUACGUGAUGAAGUGGAAGUACAUGGUCAGCGCUGCGGGUCAGUGUCCUUGGUUUUCACUUUUACACACACACACACACCUGGGGAUCUUGGGUUCCAUUUCAAUAGACAAUAGUAUUACAUUUUUAUUCAUUUAUUUAUUUAAGUGCUUCUUAAUAACUCGAACAAGUCGGGUAAUUUCAGCCCAUCUGUAACUUCUGAGAAAAUGUAAUGCUCAGACUGAAAACGCUACUGAUGAGAUCAUUUGCUUUAGAAGCCACAACAAGAUCCUAGUUUUUAGUAAAAACUUCCAGGAGGACACGAAUCAUGCGAAUUAGGAGAAGUUGAGAA